Messenger RNA from Symbiodinium necroappetens, 1804 nucleotides. The record is from the annotation of a GenBank genome assembly. NCBI's taxonomy places the organism in Eukaryota, Dinophyceae, Suessiales, Symbiodiniaceae.
GAUCGCCACGCUCAUCAGCUCCUGCUGCUGGCGCGCCCGAAGAGGUUCGGGCCAAGGAUCGAGCCAAGGACCAAGAUCGACAUGCUGACGGGCCCAAGGACCUAUGCAGGUGGUUUCCUGCACGAAGGAGGCUACGAUCUUGUAUCAGCAUCUCUUCCUCCUGACCCACUCAACAACCUGGCAACUCGUGGGGAGCUCGCUCCGCCUCGAGCGAAUGGGUCGCUCAGCGCUGGCCAACGAGAUGGCCAAGCUGCUUCAAAGCAGCGUUCAGUGACAGUGCAUGCCCUGCUUGAUCCACUUGUCUGCAUGGCUAACGCUGGCAAUCACUGCUACGUCAAUGCUGCUGUUCUGGCCAUCAAAUGGCUCUGCCUGCAUCUGCCACUUACCCUGGUGCUCUGGACAAAGGCCAUGCAGCCGAUCAUGCUGCGAAUGAGCUUGCAGGCCAGCGUCCCAGACCUUUUGUCCCACUUGCCGUGGGCUCCGUUACACGGUGGCUGGCACAGACCACAUGUGCAACACGACAUUGCUGAAUACUUAGCUUACUUCCGCAGGUUCGCGAUCAAGGGGAGACAUGGCCUUUAUUCCUCGCAGCGCCACAGUCUCGGGUCGGCUGACCAUGAGCCCAGUACCGUGCCAGUGAAGGCGAAGCCGUCAGUUCCUCCGCUGGGAUUCGAAGAAGUCGACCCAUGGGAGGGCAAAAGUCUGCCGAAAACGAAAGCGGCAGAUCCCGCGACAGGCCACGAGUGGGACGACUUCUUCAAUGCACCAAGACUCCGAGAGGAUCCGACGAUGACCAGAGGUGGUUCUGGACAAGAGGUGCUGGAACGACGGCAGGGUACGCGCACCCGGGACGAGCGGCGGUCAUCCGACAGGCUCCUCUUCUCGAACGGCUCCGGACGGCGUGAGCGGCACGGAGACGCUAGAGGUCCAGAUGAUGACCGAAUUUCGCAUUUUCUUGCAGCUUGGCUUCGGUACCAUAUGGUAGAAGCCAAUGAGGGCUGGAUCAGCAUGAGCCAAGUGCUGUCCGAGCCGGAGCUCCAAGGAGCCACCGAGGAGGACGUGAAGCGCGUGGUGCUCUACAGCCGAAGCAGGCUCGGCCGCCGCUUCGAGCUGCGGGAGGUGGAGACUCCGGCGGGCAAGACGGAGUUUGAUGUGCGAGCAACUUACAAACACGUGGACAGUGAGCCACGAGCUUAUCGCAUGGGGCGCCGAGGCCGCCGCGCUAACUACGCGGACUUUGACAGCAGGCCUCGGGAUGAUGGCUACCCGCGCUGCUCUGGGUUUUCGAGCUCACCUACGGAAGCGAACGAGCAGGCAGAUGCAGAUGGCCUCAUCGAGGUAAAGAGCUUCGACGAAGCGGAACCUCAAACCACACGCCACUUUAAUCUGUCCCCGAGAGCUUCCGAGCAGGGGCAGGAGCGAUACGACAUCGAGGAGGAGUUCGCGGCCUUCCCUGCAGGCUGCGAGACAUCAGAAAAACAGGCUCAUGUGGAUUUGGACGAUGUUCCUUUGAAGGAGGCCUCGAAGAACGGGGCCACGCCCAUGGCCUCUGAUGCGUCAGCCUCCACAGCAUCCACUGCUUCAACGCAGGAGGAGGUUUGGCAGCGCUGGUUGGAACCAGACAGUUUUCGUGUCUGGUUCUGGAAUCCUUCCACCGAGGAGGUCAGUCGGAAAGUUCAGUCCGAAAACCGGCAUCAGCUGAGCUCGAGCCAUGGAGAACCUGCCGAGCUGGGUGCUGAAGGUGGCGGUGGCCUCACUGGGGGGAGCAGCGGUGCUCGUGUUGCUAAGACGGCAGCAGCUGAAG